Molecule: messenger RNA, 639 nt
Organism: Myotis myotis
Lineage: Eukaryota; Metazoa; Chordata; Mammalia; Chiroptera; Vespertilionidae
Product: 60S ribosomal protein L32-like
Exons: 2
Coding region: 1-639 (212 amino acids)
Biological process (GO): translation
Cellular component (GO): cytosolic large ribosomal subunit; ribosome
Molecular function (GO): structural constituent of ribosome
Source: RefSeq, a predicted model, not a curated record
AUGGUGCAGACACCAAGAGGUCAGUCCUCGAAGUUAAAGCCUGGAGCCUCCAAUGUUCAGGAUCCAAAAAUAGGCACCAAAACUGGAAGUAUGAGUCCUAAGGGUUUCGAGGCCAAACAUAACCCACAAAGGAGAGUGCAUCACUGCUUGAAGGCAGGGUCAAAGGUGACCAUUGGAGCCCCUCCCUUCCUCGGUGCUGCCUACGGAGGUGGCAGCCAUCUCCUACCCGGCAUCAUUGCUGCCCUCAGACCCCUCAUGAAACCCAAGAUUGUCAAAAAAAGGACCAAGAAGUUCAUCCGGCACCAGUCAGACCGAUAUGUCAAAAUUAAGCGGAACUGGCGGAAGCCCAGAGGCAUUGACAAUAGGGUGCAUAGAAGAUUCAAGGGCCAGAUCUUAAUGCCCAACAUUGGUUAUGGGAGCAACAAGAAAACAAAGCACAUGCUGCCCAGUGGCUUUCGGAAGUUCCUGGUCCUUAAUGUCAAGGAGUUUGAAGUGCUGCUGAUGCGCAAUAAAUCUUACUGUGCUGAGAUUGCUCACAUCUCCUCAAAGAACCACAAAGCCAUUGUGGAAAGAGCAGCCCAGUUGGCCAUCAGAGUCACCAAUCCCAAUGCCAGGCUGUGCAGCGAAGAAAAUGAAUAG